Diaporthe batatas is the source of this 642-nucleotide messenger RNA. RefSeq lists its product as uncharacterized. The record is from RefSeq and is a predicted model, not a curated record. NCBI's taxonomy places the organism in Eukaryota, Fungi, Ascomycota, Sordariomycetes, Diaporthales, Diaporthaceae. The transcript has a single exon. Bases 1 to 642 code for a protein of 213 amino acids.
AUGGCUUCCGACAGCAAACACCAAGAUCCCACGUUCGACACCACGACCAGCGCUUCGAGCAACACUUGUGGAAUGGCCACACCUCAGACUCCAUCCGAGUGCUCGGAGUAUUCGAAAUGCCCUCAAACCCCAGAAUGCCCGAAAUUGCUCGAAUGCCCACAACCUCGUGAUUGCCCGAAGUGUGCUGAAUGCCCCGAAUGCCCCAAGUGCCCCAAGUGCCCCAAGUGCCCUUGGAGUGAGCACGGAACAAUCCCCCGACCAGGAAGCACUUACCAUAUCAUUGAAAAGCAAAGCGGCAAAGCCAUCACGGUCAUGGAAGACGAUGUGAAACUCCGCAACCUCAUAUUUCCUGGCCUCUAUCGCUCUCACUGGCAGUGUGUCUGGCACAAUGGUUACUUUGGGUUCCAGAAUGUCAUGACAGGAGCUUAUCUCGGGCACGACGGGCGCAGUGGAAUCCGCACAACAGCGCUUGACGUCAGCGACUGGGAGCUCUGGACACCAAGAGAACAUCCUGAUGGAGGCUACGAGCUUCUGACGCCGUAUUAUUGGCACACCUUGAUGGUGCUAUCCGUGCAAGGGGACGAGAGUACCUUGGUCAGACGACGACAUGGAACUACUCUGUGGGAGUUCGUGGAAGUUUGA